GGGGCGGGGCUGGGCGGAGCCCGUGCAGGGUGCUGGCCGCAGCGCCCCCAAGUCCCGACGCCGGGCCCGCUCACGGCCGCGUGGGAGCAGUGGGGUUCGACGGCGCGGCCGCCAGGCCGCCAUGGCCGCUCACGGGAAGCUGCGGCGGGAGCGGGGGCUGCAGGCUGAGUAUGAGACGCAAGUCAAAGAGAUGCGCUGGCAGCUGAGCGAGCAGCUGCGCUGCCUGGAGCUGCAGGGCGAGCUGCGGCGGGAGUUGCUGCAGGAAUUGGCAGAGUUCAUGCGGCGCCGUGCUGAGGUAGAGCUGGAAUACUCCCGGGGCCUGGAAAAGCUGGCCGAGCGCUUCUCCAGCCGUGGAGGCCGCCUGGGGAGCAGCCGGGAGCACCAAAGCUUCCGGAAGGAGCCGUCCCUCCUGUCGCCCUUGCACUGCUGGGCGGUGCUGCUGCAGCACACGCGGCAGCAGAGCCGGGAGAGCGCGGCCCUGAGCGAGGUGCUGGCCGGGCCCCUGGCCCAGCGCCUGAGUCACAUUGCAGAGGAUGUGGGGCGCCUGGUCAAGAAGAGCAGGGAUCUGGAGCAGCAGCUGCAGGAUGAGCUCCUGGAGGUGGUCUCAGAGCUCCAGACGGCCAAGAAGACAUACCAGGCGUAUCACAUGGAGAGCAUGAAUGCCGAGGCCAAGCUCCGGGAGGCCGAGCGGCAGGAGGAGAAGCGGGCAGGCCGGAGUGUCCCCACCACCACCGCUGACGCCACUGAGGCAGGGCCCCUCCGCAAGAGCUCCCUCAAGAAGGGAGGGCGGCUGGUGGAGAAGCGGCAGGCCAAGUUCAUGGAGCACAAACUCAAGUGCACAAAGGCGCGCAAUGAGUACCUGCUUAGCCUGGCCAGUGUCAACGCCGCCGUCAGUAACUACUACCUGCGUGACGUCUUGGACCUCAUGGACUGCUGUGACACAGGGUUCCACCUAGCCCUGGGGCAGGUGCUCCGGAGCUACACGGCCGCUGAGAGCCGCACCCAAGCCUCCCAAGUGCAGAGCCUGGGCAGCCUGGAAGAAGCUGUGGAGGCCCUGGAUCCUCCAGGGGACAAGGCCAAGGUUCUCGAGGUGCAUGCUACCGUCUUCUGUCCCCCGCUGCGCUUUGACUACCACCCCCAUGACGGGGAUGAGGUGGCUGAGAUCUGCGUUGAAAUGGAGCUGCGGGACGAGAUUCUGCCCAGAGCCCAGAACAUCCAGAGCCGCCUGGACCGACAGACCAUUGAGACGGAGGAGGUCUGGGCAGCCCACCGGGGGUUAGAGGGAGACGAGGGCCUGGAGCCUGUACAGCCUGCUGUUGGAAGUGGCUGCCCUGCCUGCCCCCCUCCCUUUGGCCCCUUCCUUCUGACUUGGACUUCCUGUCUCCCUCCCUGUCCCCUACCUCUUACUACCCUGGUGUGGUCUCCUCUGCAGGUGAACAAGACUCUGAAGGCGACACUGCAGGCCCUGCUGGAGGUGGUGGCCUCGGAUGACGGGGAUGUGCUUGACUCCUUCCAGACCAGCCCCUCCACCGAGUCCCUCAAGUCCACCAGCUCAGACCCAGGCAGCCGGCAGGCGGGCCGGAGGCGCGGCCAGCAGCAGGAGACCGAAACCUUCUACCUCACGAAGCUCCAGGAGUAUCUGAGUGGACGGAGCAUCCUCGCCAAGCUGCAGGCCAAGCACGAGAAGCUGCAGGAGGCCCUUCAGCGAGGUGACAAGGAGGAGCGGGAGAUGUCUUGGACCCAGUACACGCAGAGAAAAUUCCAGAAGAGCCGCCACCCCCGCCCAAGCUCCCAGUAUAACCAGAGACUCUUUGGGGGAGACAUGGAGAAGUUUAUCCAGAGCUCAGGCCAGCUUGUGCCCCUGGUGGUGGAGAGCUGCAUUCGCUUCAUCAACCUCAACGGCCUGCAGCAUGAAGGCAUCUUCCGGGUGUCGGGUGCCCAGCUCCGGGUCUCAGAGAUCCGUGAUGCCUUCGAGAGAGGUGGGGAUGGGCAGGGCGGGCGGGGGUGCGGGCUCGGGCAGAUGUCACCAGCUUCCUCCCCCUACCGCACCACUCGCCCAUCUGCAGGGGAGGACCCACUGGUGGAGGGCUGCACUGCCCACGAUCUGGACUCGGUGGCCGGGGUGCUGAAGCUCUACUUCCGGAGCCUGGAGCCCCCACUAUUCCCCCCAGACCUGUUCGGCGAGCUGCUGGCUUCUUCGGAGCUGGAGGCCACGGCGGAGAGGGUGGAGCACGUGAGUCGCCUGCUGUGGCGGUUGCCCGCGCCGGUGCUGGUGGUUCUGCGCUACCUCUUCACCUUCCUCAACCACCUGGCCCAGUACAGCGAUGAGAACAUGAUGGACCCCUACAACCUGGCCGUGUGCUUCGGGCCCACACUGCUACCGGUGCCCGCUGGGCAGGACCCGGUGGCGCUGCAGGGCCGGGUGAACCAGCUGGUGCAGGUGCUCAUAGUGCAGCCUGAUCGGGUCUUCCCGCCCCUGACCUCGCUGUCUGGCCCCGUCUACGAGAAGUGCAUGGCACCGCCUUCCGCCAGCUGCCUGGGGGACGCCCAGCUGGAGAGCCUGGGGGCGGACAACGAGCCGGAGCUGGAAGCUGAGAUGCCCGCACAGGAGGAUGACCUAGAGGGGGUCGUGGAGGCUGUGGCCUGCUUUGCCUACACGGGCCGCACAGCCCAGGAGCUGAGCUUCCGGCGGGGGGACGUACUGCGGCUGCACGAGAGGGCCUCGAGCGACUGGUGGCGGGGGGAGCACAACGGCAUGCGGGGCCUCAUCCCGCACAAGUAUAUCACGCUGCCGCCCGCGGGGACGGAGAAGCAGGUGGUGGGCGCAGGGCCGCAGACUGCAGGGGAGUCUGGGAGCAGUCCCGAGGGCCUCCUGGCAUCAGAGCUGGUCCACCGGCCAGAGCCAUGCACCUCACCCGAGGCCGUGGGACCCUCUGGACACAGACGACGCUGCUUGGUCCCAGCCUCCCCAGAGCAACACGUGGAGGUGGAUAAGGCUGUGGCACAGAACAUGGACUCUGUGUUUAAGGAGCUCUUGGGAAAGACCUCUGUCCGCCAGGGCCUUGGGCCAGCAUCUACCACCUCUCCCAGUCCUGGGCCCCGAAGCCCAAAGGCACCGGCCAGCAGCCUCCUGGGCAGGAGCAAAGGCUUCUCCCGGGGCCCUGGGGCCCCAGCCUCACCCUCAGCAUCCCACUCCCAGGGCCUAGACACGACCCCCAAGCCACACUGAGGUGCUGCUGCUGGAGAUGUGUGCCCCUGGCGGCUACCCGCUGGACCGGCCACUCUCCCCCG
Nomascus leucogenys (northern white-cheeked gibbon) is the source of this 3291-nucleotide messenger RNA. RefSeq names its product Rho GTPase activating protein 4 (gene ARHGAP4). The transcript is spliced from 20 exons. Gene Ontology annotation, molecular function: protein binding. Gene Ontology annotation, cellular component: cytoplasm. NCBI's taxonomy places the organism in Eukaryota, Metazoa, Chordata, Mammalia, Primates, Hylobatidae. Gene Ontology annotation, biological process: negative regulation of cell migration; signal transduction. The record is from RefSeq and is a predicted model, not a curated record. The coding region runs from base 122 to 3229 and encodes 1035 amino acids.